Populus euphratica (Euphrates poplar) is the source of this 1179-nucleotide messenger RNA. RefSeq names its product ras-related protein RABA6a. The transcript is spliced from 2 exons. The coding region runs from base 342 to 1007 and encodes 221 amino acids. Gene Ontology annotation, molecular function: GTP binding; GTPase activity. Lineage: Eukaryota; Viridiplantae; Streptophyta; Magnoliopsida; Malpighiales; Salicaceae. The record is from RefSeq and is a predicted model, not a curated record.
GCAUUAUAGAAACAGCCAUCAUGUCUCUAUCCAUUUCUUCACAUGUAAACACUCAAUACCCUCCAAACCUAUGCCGAGAAGAUUACUAAUUUACUACAUGUACCUGUCACUUUAUUUGCAAUUAUAAAUCUGAACAUGACUUUUUUGAUUUUGGAGUUAUAUAUAGAUAUACUUCUCCACAUGACUUUCCACCAUGCCUCAGCAAUCUUGUUUCUUGUUUCUUGAAAACUCUCAACCUUCUGCAUCUUCUGACAUAUUCUUUAGGUUUUCUUGUUCAUUCUUUUUUGAAGAAGAGCUUGCUGGCUAGCCAGGGAGUUGAUCAUAUAAAUAAAUAUAUAUAUAUGGCUGAUUCAUAUGAUGAAGAGUGUGAUUAUCUUUUUAAAGCAGUUCUUAUUGGAGACUCUGCAGUUGGGAAAUCAAAUCUUUUAUCAAGGUUUUCCAGAGACGAAUUCCGGUUAGAUUCAAAGCCAACUAUAGGGGUUGAAUUUGCUUACCGGAAUAUAAGAGUUGGUGAUAAGCUCAUCAAGGCUCAAAUAUGGGACACCGCUGGCCAAGAAAGGUUUAGAGCUAUCACCAGUUCUUACUACCGUGGGGCUCUAGGUGCGUUGCUAGUUUAUGACAUUACAAGGAGAGCAACGUUUGACAAUGUGAAAAAAUGGUUGCAUGAGCUAAGAGACUUUGGUAGCUCAGAUAUGGUUGUUGUUCUUGUCGGAAAUAAAUCUGAUAUUAGUCAUCUUAGAGAAGUUGAUGAAGACGAUGGUAAGAACCUCGCAGAGACCGAAGCUUUGUAUUUCAUGGAAACAUCAGCGUUGGAGAAUUUGAACGUGGAGGAAGCUUUCAUGCAAAUGAUCACCAGAAUCCAUGAAAUCGCAAGCCAAAAAAGCUUGGAGGCUAAGAAGAAUGAAACAACAAUUUCUACCACAAAGGCUCUUCCAGCAGGAAAAGAAGUGAUUAAUAUUGAUGAAGUAUCUGCAACUAAACAAGCUAGUUAUUGCUGUUCAUAUUAAUAUUUAUGGAUAGAUAAUAACUAGAGAAAUUAAAGUUUUGGAAAAUGCCUCUCAAGUUGUUUAUUUUUUAACAUUUUCUUUUCUUUUGUUCUUUCAUUUGUUUGAUAGUUAAUUCGGUCACUAAGGGGCAAUUAAUGAUAAGCAAAACAUUGAAUAUGAUGAUGAUGAUGAU